UUCCUGAAACAGAAUCGAUAAACCCAUGUGGGUUCUGUUUGUCCUCUUUGAAACCAGCAACCAGAAUCUCUCACUUUCUCAGGGUUACACAUCAAUUCACGCCUCCCCUCAUAAAAUAUUUUUUCUUCCAUCUGGGUUUGGGGGACCAUAUGUACCUCUGCAGUCUACACUCGCACCUUCUCCAAUUAAUGGGAAAACAAACAUUUCCUGAAAAUAUUUAAAACCAAUUUAAUCACACCCACCUCUCACCUCUCUCUCUCUCUCUCUCUCUCUCAAUCUUUUUAUGCAAAUCCUCGCCUCUCCUUCAAGCAAAGCAGCUCUAACUUUUUUUUCUCUUUCUUUUACUUUUGUCUUUCUCUUCGCUUUUUCAGUUUUUCUCCUUUACGGUUUCUGGGUUUCUGUGUGUUCCUUGAGAUCUGCUUCAAAUGGGUUGUUCCCAAGGUAGCUGCAUUGACUGUAACGACGCUCUGAAUGGCUCAACUGGUACGAAACUCAAGGUGACUCCUGCUUCUUUCUUUGUAGAGGAUGAAUUUGAUGAUAACGAACCCGAAACGAGGAUUAAGCUCUGUAAAAGAAAAAUGAUUUGGGAGCUUGGUUUGGGUUGUGUUCUUCCCAUACGAAGGCGUGUUAGUCGUCAAAAGGAUCAAAACCAAGGGAGAAAAGAUAAUGGUAAUUGUUCAGAGAAUAACAAAGCUUGGCUUCUCGCCGAGUCCGGUGGUCUCGGUCCUGAACUCACGAACACAGACCCACAAUCUGUCCAUUCUUCUUUCAGGUUCAGUUUUGGUUCGCAGGUGGACAUAGAAGGGCUGAGCAGGUCUUCCUCUACUUCAGCUGCUACUGUUCUUAUGGUGAAUUUGAGUACUAGUUUGUCAGAGUCUCAAUCUCACGACAAGAAAUGGCGAAGACUAGAGUCUUUGGAGAGGAGUAUCUCUCCCGUAGUCGAUACACUUGUGAGAUUCAGUUACGGGGAAAUCCGGGCAGCCACACGGGAUUUCUCCAAAGGAAGAGUAUUGGGGAGAGGAGCAUUAAGCUGUGUUUUCAGAGGGAGAGUUGGGUUUCUUAGAACUUCAGUUGCAAUCAAACGGUUAGACAAGGAAGAUAAGGAGUCAACUAAGGCUUUCUGCAGGGAAUUGAUGAUUGCUAGUUCUCUCCAUAAUCGAAAUGUCGUUCCACUUGUGGGGUUCUGUAUUGAUCCAGAGGAGGGUCUGUUCUUGGUUUACCAAUAUGUCUCUGGAGGAAGCUUAGAGCACUACUUGCAUGCAAAGAAGAGAGGAGUCAAGGGUAGUUCUUCUCUUCCAUGGUCUGUGAGAUUUAAGGUCGCGGUUGGAAUUGCAGAAGCUGUUGCUUACCUACACAACGGGACUGAAAAAUGUGUUGUUCAUAGAGACAUUAAACCCUCUAAUAUCCUUCUCUCUUCCAAGAAGACACCCAAGCUAUGCGACUUUGGAUUAGCUACAUGGACCUCUGGACCUUCAGUUCCUUUCCUCUGCAAAACUGUCAAAGGAACUUUCGGUUAUUUGGCUCCUGAGUAUUUCCAACACGGCAAACUCUCCGAUAAGACAGACGUUUAUGCAUUUGGGGUGGUUCUCUUGGAGCUAAUAACUGGCCGGAAACCGAUUGAGGCCAAAAGACCGCCCGGAGAUGAAAACUUGGUCUUAUGGGCAAAGCCACUCUUGCAACAAGGAGGACCAAUCAGGGAGUUGCUUGAUCCAAGGAUCAAACUUGGCCAACGUGAUUCAAAUCAAUUGACGCAGAUGAUUCAAGCUGCGGCUGCCUGCAUCGAAAGUGAAGAAUCCAAGAGGCCUAGCAUCAAUCAGGUUGUUGCGAUUCUGCUAGGUGAUGAUAAUUAUAGCUCAAACAAGAAUGUAUCAGCUUUUUCGGGGAAUGGUUGUGUUGUUGAUUGUUAUCCUCAUCUACAACAGACAAAGAGUGAAAUGAGAAGUCACUUUGCUCUCGCCAUGUUAGGGGUUACAGACCUUGAAGAAGAUGACCACCUAUAUCGUAGAUGAAGCAGGACAGUUGUAUUUUUUUCCUUUUCUGCUUUCCAUUAAUGUUUUUCCUGCCAUCUUUUUCCUUUUAUCAUGUUGCCUGCAUGAAGGGGAAAGAAAUGGAGAGGGAUUUAGUGAGAGUGGAUACAAGAGGAGUGAAAACUUGUAAAUAG
This is a messenger RNA of Telopea speciosissima, 2161 nucleotides long. Its product is annotated as probable serine/threonine-protein kinase PBL7. Gene Ontology annotation, molecular function: protein kinase activity; ATP binding. Bases 426 to 2009 code for a protein of 527 amino acids. The record is from RefSeq and is a predicted model, not a curated record. NCBI's taxonomy places the organism in Eukaryota, Viridiplantae, Streptophyta, Magnoliopsida, Proteales, Proteaceae. Gene Ontology annotation, biological process: protein phosphorylation. The transcript has 6 exons.